AUGAGUUCCUCAACUUCCAAUACCACCUCCUUGUCUUCUUUCUCAUCCUCCUCAUCAUCAUCCUCUGCCUCUUUUUCAUCCUCCGCUACAACCUUAGUCUCGUCAGGCACCUACAACUCCUCCGAUUCCGUCUCCCUGUCGCUCUCAUAUGAGUCUAUGGCAGUACACACCAGCGAAGGUGGGACAAUUCCCAUCCAGGGUAUUGCUCCCCUACGGCGGGAGACUGCUGAAAAGCAGAUACUCAGUGGGAUUACCCAGCUCGCGGUCAUGGUAGACCGCAGGGAUGCCCUCGGAAGCAGCCUCGACGGAGAGAGGAACAGACUUGCAUUAGGAAUCGAGGACGCUAAGGUACUGCUCGGCCUCCAUCUAUGUCGCAUAGAGGAUAACCUCACGAGAGAGGUUCUCCUGGAAACUUUCCUGAUUCACCUGGGGCCAACGGAUGCACCGUGGAUGCUUGCUCCACUCUUGGAACGUCUUGCCUCUGGUUUCUGA
Messenger RNA from Penicillium vulpinum, 492 nucleotides. RefSeq lists its product as uncharacterized. The coding region runs from base 1 to 492 and encodes 163 amino acids. NCBI's taxonomy places the organism in Eukaryota, Fungi, Ascomycota, Eurotiomycetes, Eurotiales, Aspergillaceae. The transcript has a single exon. The record is from RefSeq and is a predicted model, not a curated record.